Betta splendens (Siamese fighting fish) is the source of this 1813-nucleotide messenger RNA. RefSeq names its product polyamine-modulated factor 1-binding protein 1-like. Bases 69 to 665 code for a protein of 198 amino acids. The record is from RefSeq and is a predicted model, not a curated record. The transcript has 6 exons. Lineage: Eukaryota; Metazoa; Chordata; Actinopteri; Anabantiformes; Osphronemidae. Gene Ontology annotation, biological process: spermatogenesis.
UGGACACGCUGCAGCUGGAGCUGGAGGCAGCGCGAUCAGACAGAGCGAGUCUUUGUCACGAGUCUCAGAUGGUCAUGACGAACGUCAGCCAGUGGAUUUCUGAACAGAAGGCUUCUAAUGAAAGUCUCGCUGCCCAGAUGAAGGCCCAGAGCAAGCUGCUUCUCAUUGCCACUGAAGAGAGGGAACAUCUUCAGGAGACUAAUGACACACUGAAGGCGGAGGUAGAGAGACUGAAGGGAGCGCUGGAUGAGAAGGACAGAGACGUGGAGGGAUUCAAGGCCCAGAUCCGGCACCAGAGCAUGCGGCUCGACAGGAGAACCGCGGAAAAUCAAGGUUGUGUGGCUUUAAACCUCAGCAAAAUCGAGGACAUGCAGACCAGAAUGCGAAGCAACCUGGAGGCCAUUGGGAUGUUAAAUCAACAAUUAAACACCCUCAGCCAGGAAAAUGAGCAGCUGCGUAGGCAGCUGGAUGAAGAAAGGUGCAUGCGCAGACAAAUGGAGCGGCUUCUCCCUCCCACCUCCCAGCACUGCUCCACCCACCUCCCCGUCUCCCCCGGUGCCCACCCACCGCCUGAGUGCGCCUCCCUCCCUCCGCUCCCUCACCUGCCUCACCCACUGAGCUCGACUUGGGUGACGGGGGACACGAGCUCGGCCGAGUGGAGCUGACGUCGACCGGGUGAGUCCCAGCGUUUGGACGACGGCGCCUCUUUGCUCCUCUGGAAGACAUUUGGUCUGGGAGGACAAGCAGGGAUCUGACCAAAUGAAGCCCACUGAAGACUUUGACCUGUCGCGACCUUUUGACCUCCAGCUCCUCGCUAGGGAGAUUCCGCGGUAUGAGGUUAAUGUCCUGCAGGUCAAAGUCAAUGCUCAGCACCUGAGGGGAGCACCAAAAGCAGUGAAUACUGCAAUUUAGCUUAAAAAAUAUCUUUACGACUGCAGCACGGAGAUGUUUGUUCUGCCAUGAAGGCAAAGCAGAAGGAAGCAAAACAUCACUGAAAAAUAAAUAUUUUUAAAUGUACUAAGCAUAAAAAUAGUAAUUCCUAUCACACAGCCUGCACCGUGUGCAUCUUUACUGCUGUAAUGAUUUGCCCACCUGCAUGUGAGCCACUGUUCACCCAACUUUCAGCCCGCAGGACAUGUAUUUGGGUGAAAUUCACCGACCGUAUACACUCCCUCAAAGAAUGAACGUUUCCAGUCAGAAUCACAGACUGGGGAUCAGAUUCAACAUUUGAAUUCAGAGGAAGUACAAGGAACCAGUGACAUUCAAACGGAGGACAGAGGUGCUCGACUCAGACACUUUGAAGAUGAAAACUUUGUUAAACUCUAUUCAAAGCAGCAACUCUGCCACUGGAUCGAAGGUGACUUCAACCAAGCCCAGUUCAACGGCACCACGAGUCUUUACAGACGGACAGCUGCCCUUUAUAAAACCUAGACUCGACUGGCAAAGCCCGAACCAUCAAACAUUCUCAAGCUUGUAUUGACGAUGUGUGAACCACGGCCGUCUCCUCCUUUACAGUCCUCUAAAACAUCACAACGCAGAAGCACUUCCCCCGAACAGCCGACUCCAGGUUGGACUCCUCCGCUUGCGCUGCAGCUGUGCACCAUGUGUCCUGCAUCCACUCAGUGUACUGAGUACAUUCAUGUGGGUGAGCGUGCGCUUCUGUUUGUUGGCUGUUCGAGGUAUUUAGAGUCGGGUUUUAUACUGUUAUGCUGUGGUGUUGCCUUUUAGUAAGUGAAAAACAAGCAUGUCAUUAAGCAAACAUUUCUUUCUGUUUUGUGUUUUUAUAUAUGCAAUAAAAGAAUUUAUUCUGCAA